AUGGCAGCCAGCUCAGCUCAGACCACAGAUGCUGAAGUUCGGCUGGUAAACGGUAACUCACGAUGCUCUGGUAGAGUGGAGAUCUUCAUUGACAACCAGUGGGGAACAGUGUGUGAUGAUGGCUGGGAUUUAACCAACGCCCAGGUGGUCUGCAGACAGCUGGGAUGUGGCCCCGCCCAGUCUGCAACUAUUGGUGUCACCUUUGGACCAGGUACUGGACAGAUCUGGAUGGAUGAUGUUUCCUGCUCAGGCAGUGAGUCUGGGUUAACAGAUUGUUUCCAUCGAGGGUUCGGCACUCAUAACUGCAACCAUGGUCAAGAUGUUGGAGUCAUGUGUUCAGCUGUUGAAGCUUGGCUGGUAAACGGCAACUCACAUUGCUCUGGUAGAGUGGAGGUCCUCUAUAACAACCAAUGGGGAACAGUGUGUGAUGAUGACUGGUAUGUAUACGAUGCCAAUGUGGUCUGCAGACAGGUGGGAUGUGGCCCCGCCCAGUCUGCAACUAUUGGUGCCAGCUUUGGACCAGGUACCGGACAGAUCUGGAUGGAUGAUGUUUCCUGCUCAGGCAGUGAGUCUGGGUUAUCAGAAUGUCGUCAUCAAGGGUUCGGCACUCAUAACUGUGGCCAUGGUGAUGAUGCUGGAGUCAUCUGUUCAGAUGCUGAAGUUCGGCUGGUAAACGGUAACUCACGAUGCUCUGGUAGAGUGGAGAUCUUCAUUGACAACCAGUGGGGAACAGUGUGUGAUGAUGGCUGGGAUUUAACCAACGCCCAGGUGGUCUGCAGACAGCUGGGAUGUGGCCCCGCCCAGUCUGCAACUAGUGGUGCCAGCUUUGGACCAGGUCCCGGACAGAUCUGGAUGGAUGAUGUUUCAUGCACAGGCAGCGAGUCUGGGUUAUCAGAUUGUUUCCAUCGAGGGUUCGGCACUCAUAACUGCAACCAUGGUCAAGAUGUUGGAGUCAUGUGUUCAGAACUGUUCCAGACAACAGGCUCGGUCCGCUGCCUCAUCCAAUCAGCUUCCUGUCACCAUUGGACCAAUCAGCUGGUUUUGAAGUCGACCUGCCGGGAAUCAAACCUGCAAAACUUUUCCGAUUCUUCCUCCUGAUUUGAAUGUUCAAACCUUUAUUUCACUUAAUUCCAGCACGCUGAUUUGAAUCAUCAUGAACUGUGAAAAAGAAAAUGUCUGUUUGAUGAUAAAAAAAAAUAAAG
Molecule: messenger RNA, 1202 nt
Organism: Larimichthys crocea (large yellow croaker)
Lineage: Eukaryota; Metazoa; Chordata; Actinopteri; Sciaenidae
Product: deleted in malignant brain tumors 1 protein-like
Exons: 6
Coding region: 1-1098 (365 amino acids)
Cellular component (GO): membrane
Source: RefSeq, a predicted model, not a curated record